AUGCUUGUCAGGUUCGACACUGCAAUGGCAUUUUUGGUGGGCAAGACCGUUGGUCUGCACAGCCCAAGUGUGAACCGCUUUUUGAUGUUCAGCUUCAAUGACGUGGUUGCCAGUGAGCCGACCAAUAUCAACAACUUCCCUUACGAGUGGUCCUCAGGGCGCUUCAAAGUGCAGUUUGCCGGCAAUGGCAGAGUCACCCUCUACAAUGAAGGCGAAGGUGCGUACGUGGUUGUCCAUAGCAAUGGACAUGUGAAUAUUGCGCGAAGGACCUAUCAGCAGCCGCCGCCCAAUGAGGCAGACAUGCAGUUUCAGGUUGUUGAUGUUCAGGGUGGCGGGGUUGCCCUGAAGAGUGUCCCACACAAUCGCCACGUGAGGAUGAGUGUGGUUCAGACGACGCCUGCCACGGGAUGCAUUGAGUUUGGCCACAAGGUUGUGAUUGCGCAAACAUUUGAUCACCGCAACCAGUGUGGUUGGUAUGGGUGCAGGGUGGCGUUCAUGGGAUCUGACAAUCACAUGUACUUCGGCCAUGGAGGCAUGGACCCUACGAGCUUUUAUAUCCGACCGGUUCCUGGGAGCAACCAGCAGGGCUGUGUUUCUUACGGAGACACUGUGGCCAUUGCAUAUUCUGCAGAGUCUGGAGCCAAUGGAUGUGGAUGGUACGGCUGCAGAGUCGGUGCGAUGGUCAACAACGUGUUUGUCUUUGGCCAUGGAGUUGCUGCCAAUUAUUUCUACAUCCGACCUCCACCCAAUGGGCAGACCGGCAGCGUGUCCUACGGCGACCGUGUGGUCAUCGCUUUCACUUCCAACGCUGGAGACACCAGCAACUGCGGUUGGUAUGGCUGUAGGGUUGCGGCGAUGUGGGGCAACAACCAGAUGGGAUUUGGCCAUGGAAAUGGUCUCACACAAUUCCAAUUGAACCCAUUCCCACCCACUGUCGUGGUGGACGCUUCAACAUCCCUGGGCCCUACUGAGACCUUUGAAUUGCUGACUGUAAAGCUCAUGGACGAGAAUGUGAAUGAAGAUGCGUGGGAGGUGUUUGUAGGCAUGGAUUGUGAGGGAGAGCCUUACUCCAGAGAUCGGUGCGAUCUCAGCAACUGCGAUGGCUGGGGCGGGGCCAAUGCCGAGACCUGCAAGCAGAAAUGCGACAACAACGAGGUCCCUCCAGGGUGCCCGCAGAACAUGCAGUGUCAUGCAUUUACCUGGGGUGCCAACAACUGGUGUCAGCUCUACUCCGGAUGUGAGACUCUUCACAACAACCAGGGAAUCGUGGCUUACAGGCGAGCAAAUCCCACCCUACCUGCUCUUCUCCAAGUGCAGGAUGAUGUUAGUGUGGAGAGCUUUGGGCCUGACGCAGAGUUGGCCUCGAGUUUCCCUUUUGUGAUGAUGAACUUGUCGAAUUUCUCCGGUCUCAUCACAAACGAGUCGCAUCCAGGUAUUCAGCACCGCUUCGGGAAUGUCACCAAGGACCUCAACCUGCUUUAUGAAAAGGUGGAAGGCUUCUACGCAAUCUUGCAUGAGCGCAUGGGUGCAGAUGGUCCUGUGUACUGCCCUCUUCAAUCCUACAUGCAUUUGCCAACAUGCAUCACUAUCGCAACCUGCCUGCUUCAGUCCUCGGUGCCACAGCACAUUUCCAUGGCUUUCUAUUCCAGUAUCAUGGAACAGGCGGCCAGGUUCGAGGAUGUCACGUGGCAGGUCAUUGAAUCGGCGCUGUCCUUUGAAAGCCAUGGACAACAGACACUCAUCCGCGAUGCGGUGCCCAGCAAGUACCGCUGUGACGCCUUCGAAGAGGCGUCCAAGGUGGUGGAAGGUCCUACCUAUCCGGAGCCAUCCAACCACACGGGGCAUGCGCUUGUAGAGGUUAGUCAUGGUGCCUCUAAGGCCUCAGCAACUUUGGCCUUCUCUGCAGCUUUGCACGGUGCCACUCGUUCAAUGCACCGCAUCUUGGAUUCGCAUCAUCUUAACAGCUCCCUGGACGCGACUCUGGGGAACUUGGAGGAUCUUUGGCGUCCGAUUUGUGAGCAACUCGGGUGUGACCCCAGCAACUAUUGGGAGAUUUUCUUGUCGACCCACCAGCAGACCAUGGCCCUCUUGCAGACCUCCGCCGCUGCCACGAUGCGGAAGGAGAUCCUACAGCGAGCCCAGUUGGAGCGCAGAGUUCAACGUUUCGUGGGCGAGCACGGAGAAGCCUUGCGCGGAAGGCUCUGGCGACCCUACGAGGAAGGUCCUGCUGUGGAGAGCGGCAAGGCAUAUGCUGAAAAGGGGAGAGCAGCUGUACUUCAGUUGGUCCCGGCCGUCGUGAAGACCCUUGCGAAGGUGGAUGCCCGACGAGCCAUGCGCUUCUUGGACCAGGUGGAGUUGAAGAAGUACGUUCAGCGGAAGGCUGAAAGUCAAGGCAAGAUCUUGGACUCCAAAGAGCUCUUGGAGGCCGAAGUGGCUUUGACUCUGAAGACUUCCAACACCUGGUUCAUUGACAAUUGGCCAGGGGGUUUGAAGUGCUUCGGCAAGUUCUCGCUGUUCUACACUCAGGGCUACUACAAAUCGAUUGUAAGUUCAGGUGCCUUUGGGGCUACCUUUGCUUUUGGCCUUUCAGCUGGUGUGGCCUCCUCCUUGGAACAGCUUGUCUAUGGCCUUGAGCCCGCUGGUUGGUUUUCAUUCUUCAUGAGCUUCAGUGCUGGACUGGCUGCGGGCCCACCCACAGGCCCUUGGUUCUGGUCAGGCAUGUGCGCCAGCGGCACCCUUCAGUGUGGCUGCGGCCCUUGUGAGUUCAGUCUCACCGUAGGAGCUGUUGCUAUCGUUGCUACAGAGUGGACCAAUGGACUAGUCUGCCCCAUUCGCUUCCCACCUGCAACAGGCAUCAAGUGCUCUCAAGGCGCCGGAGUGUUCUUCACCACGUUUUGCUGCAAGGUGAACAUGGUGACCGGUGCGCACGAUUGUCGAUAA
Molecule: messenger RNA, 2940 nt
Organism: Durusdinium trenchii
Lineage: Eukaryota; Dinophyceae; Suessiales; Symbiodiniaceae
Source: the annotation of a GenBank genome assembly